GUCUUUUUGUCUCCAUUUAAUUGCAAUUGUCAGAUUACCAAAAUUUAAAUUAUUUAGAAAUGGCAAGCCACUCAAAGAAAAAAACGUUAAAAGGACCUACUCCUGAAGAAAUUGUGAACGGGUUUCAAAAUUUAAGGGCCGAACAGAGAGCUUUGACAAGUAAACUUUCAGAAAUCGAGUUAGAUUUGAACGAACACAAGAUGGUUAUUGAAACUUUAAAAAAUGUCAAUGAAGACAGAAAAUGUUUUCGAGUUAUUGGAGGAAUACUGACCGAGAGGAAAGUGAAAGACAUUCUCCCAGUGCUAGUAACGAAUCAGGAAAAGCUCAAGGAACUGAUUGAUAAACUUCAUGAACAAAUUACCAAAAAAGGACAAGAGAUCAAUGAUUACAGGGAAAAACAUAACAUCAGAUUUAGGGGUUUGGAAAAUCCCAAGCAAGACGAGCCCAUAACUUCCACUGAAGCUAGAGGAAAUGUCCUGGUCUCUUAAUAAACGGAAUUUGAAUCAAGAUUUUUGUUAAUUUAUUUUCAUAUUGCAUUGAAAGUAUAUUUUCACUUCACUUUCGCAAGCAUUGUAAAUUAUGAUACUACUUGUAAUAUUAAAUAACCUCAUUUUUUAAAAAUUAGAUGUUGCUUUUAGUUUAAAUAUACAACUUUUUGAUUAAAACUCUAAUUUGUUUCGUAACAUUUUUUAUUACAAACUUCGUAUGCAGUAAAU
This is a messenger RNA of Phyllotreta striolata, 716 nucleotides long. Lineage: Eukaryota; Metazoa; Arthropoda; Insecta; Coleoptera; Chrysomelidae. The record is from the annotation of a GenBank genome assembly.